Manis pentadactyla (Chinese pangolin) is the source of this 1071-nucleotide messenger RNA. RefSeq names its product uroplakin 3A (gene UPK3A). The record is from RefSeq and is a predicted model, not a curated record. Bases 78 to 941 code for a protein of 287 amino acids. The transcript is spliced from 6 exons. Lineage: Eukaryota; Metazoa; Chordata; Mammalia; Pholidota; Manidae.
GGUGCACCGGCUGGAGAGGCGCGGCGCACGCUCUGCCCAGACCUCCCGUCCCGCGCUCCCGCCGCUCCUCCCGGGCGAUGCCUCCGCUCUGGGCCCUGCUGGCCCUCGGCUGCCUGCGGUUCGGCUUGGGUGUGAACCUCCAGCCCCAACUGGCCAGUGUGACCUUUGCCACCAACAACCCCACCCUCACCACUGUGGCUUUGGAGAAGCCCCUCUGCAUGUUUGACAGCUCAGCGGCCCUCAGUGGCACCUAUGAGGUCUACCUCUAUGUCCUGGUUGACUCAGCCAGCUCCAGGAAUGCCUCUGUGCAGGAUGACACCAACAUCCCACUGAGUUCGACAUUCCAGCAAACACAGGGAGGGAGGACAGGCCCCUACAAGGCCGCGGCCUUUGACCUGACUCCCUGCAGCGACCUGCCCAGCUUGGAUGCCGUUGGGGAUGUGUCCCAGGCCUCAGAGAUCCUGAGCGCAUACCUCGUCAGGGUGGGUGCCAAUGUGACCUGUGUGUCCGACCCCAACUUCCAGGGCCUCUGCAAUCCACCCCUGUCGGCGGUCACGGAAUACAGGUUCAAGUAUGUCCUCGUCAACAUGUCCACGGGCUUGGUACAGGACCAGACCCUGUGGUCCGACCCCAUUCGCACCAACCGGCUCACCCCGUACUUGGCGAUUGACACGUGGCCGGGCCGGCGCAGUGGUGGCAUGAUCGUCAUCACAUCCAUCCUGGGCUCCCUGCCCUUCUUCCUGCUGAUAGCCUUUGCUGGCGCCAUCAUUCUCAGCCUCGUGGACGUGGGAGGUUCUGAGGGGGCAGCGACGCACGACUCCCAGAUCACGCAGGAGGCCGUCCCCAAGUCCCUGGGCACCUCGGAGCCUUCGUACACGUCUGUGAAUCGGGGGCUGCCCCCGGACAGGGCUGAGGCAUAUGCCGGCAAGCUCCAGGGCUGAGCCCAAGCACCCGUGGGCACUGGCCUUGCCGGGCUGUGCGGGCAGCCGCAGUUCACCCCCUGGCCCCACCCGAGGAGAAACAGCAGGUUCGUCUAGCUCCACGGAAACUCGUAAUAAACUCUUUCCAAGG